GGAAGCCACGUGGCCUGAACAGGGCAUGCUGCGACGCCUGUGUUGUUCUGCCGGAACCUGGGUACCGACUUGCCGAGCUCUGGUGCUCGCUGCCGCUACCGCCGCGCUGGCGUGGCGUCCCGUGUGUUCGGGUGGCAGCGGCGGCGUGGCGGGCUGGCCCAUUCAGCGCAUGACAAACUUCAGCGGCGACAUCCUGCUGGGCGCGCUGUUCCCCGUGCACGAGCGCAACGCCACGUACGAGUGCGGCCGCAUCCAGGACGAAGGCGUCGAGCAGCUCGAGGCGCUGCUCUUCACGCUGCACAAGAUCAACAACGACUCGGCGCUGCUGCCCGGCGUGUCGCUGGGCGUGCUCGCGCUCGACUCGUGCGACUCCACCGAGUACGCUCUCGAGCAGUCCCUGGACUUCGUCAAGGGUUUCAUCGCGCGAAGCAGCGUUGGCUUCGCGUGCGCAGAUGGCUCGUCUCCGGCGUACCGGCACGGAGCCUUCGACCGCGUCGUCGGCGUCAUCGGCGGACAAUCCAGCGCAGUCUCCAUACAACUGGCGAACUUGCUCAGGUUGUUUCGCGUGCCACAGGUGAGCUACCAGUCGACAAGCCCGACGCUGAGCAACAAGCACCGGUUCGGUUACUUCUUCCGGACGGUGCCGUCCGACGUGAACCAGGCGCACGCCAUCCUGGAGCUCCUGCGUGCCUUCCACUGGACGUACGUGUCGGUGGUCUACUCGGACACCGACUACGGGAACAAGGGAUAUGACAAGCUGCAGGAGCUGGCUGCCCGGUACCGCAUAUGCCUCUCCAAUCCCCAGAGCAUCGCGGCGGACCACUACACGGAUCCGGACUACGACGCGGUGAUCCGCAGCCUGACGCACCGCAGCAGCGCCCGGGUGGUGGUGGUGUUCGCCGACAAGGGCGCCGCGCGGAGCCUGAUGCGAGCCGCGUGGCGCCGUCGGGCGCGCUUCGUGUGGAUCGGCUCGGACGCCUGGAGCGGCCUCGAGAGCGUCGCCGAGGGACACGAGGAAGUGGUCGAAGGAGCCAUCACCGUGUCGCCCAUGGUGCAGGAGCUGAGCGGCUUCGACCGACACUUCAGUCAGCUGACGCCCGACAACAACGCGCUCAACCCGUGGUUCCCGGAGUACUGGGAGGCGAAGUUCCAGUGCCGACUGCCGGACUUCCAGGAGACCCCCUUCAACAACCACUUCAGGCUGUGGUGCCCCAGCGGCGGCAAGCGCCUUCGACCGGGCUACCGCGGCUUACAGUUCGUGCGCGAUGCGGCGUACGCGUUCGCGCACGCGCUACACGACAUGCAACGCGACCGGUGCGGCUCGCAGCACCAGGGCCUGUGCGCCGCCAUGGCGCGGGAGAUGCAGGGCGAUGCGCUGAAGCGGUACCUCGAAAAGGUAUCCUUCAAAGACGAAGGAGGCAAGACAUUCCGGUUCCUACCGAGUGGAGAUGCGCCUCCACGCUACAGCAUCCUCAACUUCCAGCGUCUGGAUAACGACAGCGGUGCUGCCGACGAUGGACGGCCUCCGUACGCCUGGAGGAACGUGGGCAGCUACUCGCUUGGUGACGAUGGCGAGGCCAAGCUGGACCUGAACCUGGAGACGCUUCGCUUCAAAGCGGAUGAACCACGAUUCCCGCACUCCUUCUGCAGCGCCCCUUGUCGCCGAGGACAGGCUAAACUACAGCUCGAAGGAGACACCUGCUGCUGGCUGUGCAGCAACUGCUCGCAGUACCAGUACCUGGCGGACGAAUUCCACUGUCGCGACUGCCCCAUGGGGACUGUGCCAGACCCCGAGUCCAAGGCACGCUGCCUGCCGCUGCCCGAAGAGUUCCUCAGUUACGGCGACCCGUGGGCCAUCGCUGCUCUGGCCGUCGCUGCGCUGGGCGCCGCGGCCGUGGUGUUCGUGGCGCUCGUGUUCCGUUCGUACGCCGACACUCCCGUCGUGAAGGCGUCGGGACGAGAGCUCAGCAGCAUGCUGCUCCUCGGGCUGCUCAUGUCGUACGCGCUGACGCCGGUCAUCGUGGCCAAGCCAUCGGCGUGGAGCUGCGCGCUCACGCGCUUCUUUCUGGGCCUCUGCUACGCCGUGUGCUACGCGGCGUUGCUCUGCAAGACCAUUCGCACUGCGCGGAUCUUCGGAGGAGGACGCCGAAGGCUGCGCUACACGAGCCCUCGGUCCCAGCUGCUGUUGGCCGGCCUGCUGAUCAGCGUGCAGGCCACCCUGGCAGCGGCGUGGCUCAUGCUCGAGCCUCCGUCCGUGGCGCACGUGUACCCGAGCAGGGCGCGAAACGUGCUCGUCUGCCAGGGCUCGGACCGUGCCUCGUACCUGCUGGGACUCGUCUACCCGUCGCUACUCAUCGGCGUCUGCACCGUGUACGCCUUCAAGACGCGCAAGUGUCCCGAGGGCUUCAACGAGGCCCGCCACCUGGCGUUCGCAAACUACACCACGUGCGUCAUCUGGCUCGCCUUCCUGCCGCUCUUCCUGCUCUCCGGGUCGCCGACCAUACGCACGCUGGCACUCAGCUUCCUGCUCAGCCUGUCCGGCGCUGUCCAGACCGCUUGCCUCUUCGCGCCGAAGGUGUACAUCGCGCUGUGCAAGCCGGCCAAGAACACGCGCGAGGGUGUCAUGAGUCACCAUCACGGCGGACGCUGUGCCGCGGUUGGCUGCGCCAUGCACCCGCCUUUAGCGCUAAACAACCUGGCCAAGGCUGACAACCUCGACAACAUGGCCGCCGAGGCUGCUGCCGCCACCGCCGCCAUCGUCGCCACCGUGAAGCCUCACCGUGGUCAGAGCAAGACUCUGUGACGCCCCACGCGCAAAGAAGUUACAGUAAAUGGCUGUGCUUGCAAA
Messenger RNA from Rhipicephalus microplus (southern cattle tick), 2848 nucleotides. RefSeq names its product metabotropic glutamate receptor 2. The record is from RefSeq and is a predicted model, not a curated record. NCBI's taxonomy places the organism in Eukaryota, Metazoa, Arthropoda, Arachnida, Ixodida, Ixodidae. Gene Ontology annotation, biological process: G protein-coupled receptor signaling pathway. Gene Ontology annotation, cellular component: membrane. Gene Ontology annotation, molecular function: G protein-coupled receptor activity.